Exophiala viscosa is the source of this 1935-nucleotide messenger RNA. RefSeq lists its product as uncharacterized. The record is from RefSeq and is a predicted model, not a curated record. NCBI's taxonomy places the organism in Eukaryota, Fungi, Ascomycota, Eurotiomycetes, Chaetothyriales, Herpotrichiellaceae. The transcript has a single exon. Bases 481 to 1611 code for a protein of 376 amino acids.
CCCAGAGUCAUCCUGCAACCAACAACUUUUCCAACCAAAACUCCAGAGAAAUCAUGCCAUGCCAUGCCAGCAGUGCGCCUUGUCGCUAUGGUCCAUUACACAUCUGGACGAGACCACAGACCAGUCAGUAGGUGCAGUAAAGAUACAUAAACAGCCUGCCCACCCAUGAUUGUACUGCCUUCCUCCACGACCUCAAUCAUACAGUGUACACUUCCUAAUUUCUAUUCAAGGGCUUUCAUCAUCUUCACAUCUGCCCUCCUUUCGCUCGUUGCUAUUGUCCCUCCCUUAUCCAUCUAACCAUCCGAUCGCUUCUUACUGCCACUCCUAUCAGGUAUAGGAGCAGACCUUGCUCGCAGCUGCUGUGCCGCUGUUGACUUCGAUCUUCGCUUCCAUUGAACUUUCCAGUCCUUCCCAACCUUACCCAGCAACGUUCAGCGCAGGCGCUGUUUGAUCACUACUACUCGGACCUACCUAAUCAUAAUGUCCAAUAACCCACUGUCAUUUGGCAUCGGUCAGAGCAACGGCCAGUGGCCAACUGUCGAGUCUCCAGACCCUAACCAGCACCAUCACGGCCCUCAAUUCCAUGCCAAUCUGGUCGACGACAGCGACAUUGACUUCACCUUCAGUCAACUACAACGCAAUCCCAACUUCAUCCACUACUCUGGUAUCACCCAGACAUAUCUCAGUGCGGACGAUGAAGACUGGGCAGCUGUCCUCCGCCUUCGUAGUUCAGCAUUACUGCGCCAAUUUCACCCUACCCUCCUCAAUAAUCCGCCUCCGGACAUUUUCGAUAUGAUUGGGCACAUGAGGCAGAGCAAGAGCUGGAAUAAAGACAAAUCCAAGGGCCUUACACGAUUCACCAGUGCUCGGAGGCUGGACCCUAUUCCACAGGCGGUCCAACAGGACAACACCCCCGGCGCACGCCUGUAUUCUGCCGAUGCCGCUCGCCCACGUUCUAGACAGUCUCGUCCCAACUCCAGGUCCGCUCGAUUCGCCUGGAAUCGUUCCGGCGCCCACCUCAACCAGCACUCCAGUCCUGCGGCGGAGUCGAUCUACAACGGAGGUGAAGACAAGCCAGCAUCAGCGGAUGGUCGUCGUACGGCACCUGACGGAUUGGGGUUCUUGUGUCCUAUGUGCACCAGAACUUUCAAACGACAAGGCCACUUCAAAAACCAUCUCCGCGGAAUCCAUGCCGUGAAAGUACGUGACCCGCGAAGACACUUAGGCCCUGUGCCCGAAAACGACAAGCAAGAGAGCGAGGCUCCCGACGCGGAGGCCAUGUCUUCCGGCUUCACCACCCCUGCCUCUGCCCAUUCGGCUGUUCCAGCAUUCCCUAUGCUCAACUCUGGCCUCCCACAUGGUACCACUUCCCGGGUUAAUCGACCUGAUACUCCAACACCUUACUCCAUCAGCCAAGACGUGGCUCAGACGGCUGGACCUUCGCCUAAUUUCAACAUGGUGGACUUCCCAAAUGGAUGGCCGACAGCGCCCAACGGGGGCCUAUUCGGCGAAUACUAUGACUUUCCCUAUGCUCAGCCAAAUCAGUUCAACUAUACCCCAUAUCUCGCUCCAAAUCAGCCAUCAUAUUCUCCACAUCCUCAUGGUGGCUGAACUGAAACGCCACAGGGAAGAUAACGGUCCUUCCAUCAUGCACUUGGAGGGCUCCUAUCAUGAAUUUUAUUAUUGUUGUUGCUGCACAGAAUGGUACCCGUCACUCGUUUUACUAUUGAACUUGUAUCUUAGAAACUGUUACUGCCGCUGUUAUAUCCCAUCGGGACAGAAGGGGGACCAGACUCCCGGGGUGAGGUUGGAUGUGAUUGCUCACCUAGGGGUUGGUGGUGGGAUAUGUGAGGGAUAUACCAUGUACUACUAGUUUUCUCUCUUUUCUAAUGAUAGCCAUGUAUGACCAGCCAUCCAGUAUACUAUCGAGUUGUG